UGCUCCUGCUACACACGCAUCGCUCCUACUCGCACUCGCCAGAUAUGAGGCGCUAAAGCACCACACACACUCUCUCUCACCUCUCAAGAAGUUCAGCCCGAUCAGAGUGGCAAGAAGACUCCAUCAUGGCCGCUUCCGGCAGUCCGCUCUUCUCUGCCUCCUCUUCAUCGUCCCCGUCGUCCUCGGUACCCUCAUCGCCUUCCUUCUCGAGACAGGUGGUCCGCACAUCGGCUCCUUCGAAUGGUACCACGCCGAGGGAUCGGUGGAUGGGGCGACGUGGAAUGGUUGAAGCGGACGACUUUGACUUUGAUGAAGAUGAGGAGGAGGAUCGCAUCAAGUCAUUCACCAAGAACACCCCUCCUGCAUCGCCUUCACGCUCCCACAUUGAGGAGCAAUGGAAAGGCAGUGAGGCCUCAGGCUCAUCAUCUGCCGCGGCAGAAGUAAGACAGAAUAGCAUUUCGAACCGCUCGCCUACACUGGAAGGUCCUGCAAGCGCUAGCAGUGCGAGAAGAAAUCGGCCGCGAAGCUCGCCUUUCUCCAGCCCACGCAAGAGAGAAGCUACCUACGAAUCCAGGGAAGCUCGUCUGGCUGGCCUUGCGACCUCUCCGGACAUCCAACCUUCUCCUCGGGCAUCAGCUCAAUAUCGAUCUACUCAGCGCUCUGCGAAGAGAGCAGGAGGCUCUGCUUGUCCAGACGACUGCCGUUGCUCGGACAGGGAGAUUGAGAUGGGCCGUUGUGCUUGUGCCCUUGGCAGCGCUAGCGCUAGCGGAAGUAGUAGUCGGGACAGCAGUCCGGAUGUGGGUGAGGAGAGCAGAACAUUAGGUGGACAAGUGCGGAUGAAUUGGCAAAGGGGGGAGAGAACACCCGCUCUUUCUACCGCUCGGACUCUGCCAUCUCUGGAGAGGGUUUCGGCUCAGGCCGUGGGCAGCUACAGCACUGCAAGGAGGCCCCGACCUUCUAACAACCUCGCCGCCUCGACUUCGGAAGCAGAGAGCGUGGAUGCUGGGGCAUCGCAUAGCUAUUCGAGGGUCUCUGCUGCAGGAAGACCUUCACUCAAGGCAACGCUUGCUCGGCAAAGCAGAGCAGAGCGCUUGUAUCCGAAUCAGACUGGUGGCGCGAACAUCCGGACAGCGCCCUUCUCGCUUUCUACACUCGAGGACGAGGAUGAGGAGACUGACGCUCGUAGGAAGAGGCGGAGAGAGGAAAGGGAUCGUUUGAUCCGGCAGCGGAUAGAAGAGAAGCGGAAGAGUCGAGAUCAGCAGGAGUUGGGCCUGGGGUUGAGUCCCAGUACGACGAUACGAGUGCAAGCAGAUGGGGCUGACGAUUCGCGGGAAGGCAGCCAGGCUGAUGCGAGGAGAGAGCGCACUCUCGAAGAGGACGUGACGCGUAUACGUACGCUCUCAAGACCUCCCAGCAGUAAUUCUAUAGCGGCCUUUGCGGCUAAGGUCUCUCCCUCCAGGAUCAACUUACGGAGAGCCCCACCUCUUGCGUCUAGCGACGGGGCUAUCGAGCAGGAUGUGCUACAGGAGAGCAUCAAGCUGACGCCGAGCAAGACCCUGAAGGAAGUGCUGUCUCAAGAGAGCGCCCUGGAAGAAGCCAGAAAUCCCACCGGUCGUACAUCGCGCGCACCAUCGAUUGCUUCCUCUUCUGGCUUCUCCUUUUCGCCUCAACGCAUGUCCGUCGAAGUCCCACCAAGCAGUCCUUCAACGCCAGGUUCCUCUCCGAGGAGAUUGGCGCACAGACGUACCGGAGGUGGAGAGGGGGAUGUUGUGAGCGUCGCUGCCAAUUUACCCGCCAACGAUCCGAUGGAAGCAAGACAGCGUCUGCGCAGCGCCUUCCGCUCGCCCAUCAUUGGCUCCCCUGGGUCUCCUCAUUUGGUACAAGAAGAAUUGUCCACAUCCGCUCCCGGUGCGGGCAACAGUAGAGAUGCUUUCAACGUCAGCAACUCUCGUAAGUCGGUGAGGUUCAGUCCAGAAGCAGAAUUCGUCGAGGCUCAGAGAAUGGAUUCAUCAAUGAGCUCCGCGAAUGACGAAGACGCGCAGGCCGAGGAAGAAGACUCGAGUGAAGAUGAAGAGUCGGUGGAUGACGAUGCCAACGAUCGAGGCGAGCAGACCACUGAGCUCCAAGAUGCUCAACAUGCCGACCAGAGUCCAAUCGCGGUGGAUGCGUCUGUCAUCAAGCCUUCCGCGCGUGCUUCAGCACCGACGUCCUCGCCCGGUCUUGUCAAUACGCCCAUACGUCUUCCUCCUGGCGCAUUCGGCUCGCCCUUUGCUUUGGGCAGGCUUCCUAGAGAGGACCGGGAGAACCAACCGUCUUUCUCUGUCUUCACGCUACGCCCUCAUGCCAAGCGAAUUGAUCAGAGUGGGCGGCAGAGUCCCUCAUCUACGCCUACACGACCUCCGGCCGACAAUACGCUGCUACCCGAGACACCGAUGCCGCCAGGAGGACUACGGGUGCUCAAGGGUAAGCUCCUUUCGUCUGCCAAUGCGACAAGGCUUUCUCCAACCCCAAGAACGCCCUUUGCAGUCUUGCAACGACAGAGUGCAUCGCAAGUCACAGGUGAAAGGGGCCUCCCGCCAUCGUACUCGGCCAUCGCCGCUUCCUCUCCGGCUUCGUCAAGUUUCUCGAUGAGCCGCUCCAAUAGUGUCGAGAGUGGGCUUGAUCAGCUCUCCCUUCAGCAGCCGAUAGGGGAGGAAGGAGAACGAAGCAAUCAGACGGAUUUGGAUGCGGAUGGCAGUGCCCAACCUCGCCAGUCGACUCCUCCCCCUUCUCAAGCACCACUUUCCCCUUCCCUCUCCUUGCCUCGACCUCUGCCAUUGGUCACAACGAAGAAGAGCGACGCUCAAAGUAAGCGCGACUCCCUCGCAGACGCUGUUCCCUGGACGCAUAUUGAGGAGCUGCGUGGAAUUGCCAGCCCACCUGACUCCCGUGCUGCGACGCCUCUGCACAAUCUCGAUACUGAUAGGAUUGCGGAAAGCGAAGGUCAGCCAGGUGGUGGAGAGGAAGACUCGAUUAGGGUCACACUGGCAAAAGUAGUCUCUGCCCUAGCCUCUCCACCCAAGAUCUCCCCGCCGCUUCUCCCGGAUGAGGGCGCCACUGCAGGUCUUCCCGACCUGAGCAUCGCUACCAAAGCUCAGCAAGCCGAGGAAGUCGUCGACGCCUCGACUCUCGCCACUCGAAGAUUGCUCCUCCAAGUCAAGCUCGAGGACGAACGCGCUCGGGAGCGUCGCGCCAGUCGAGCCCUGGUGGACCAUAAGCAGACGGGCCGACUGAGGAGCGCACAGGCGGAGCUCUUCUCCCGUAUCGCCAGCCUGGGAGUGGGACAGGUUUGGACUAGCGAGGCAGGAAACGGUAGUAGGGCACCGGCUCCUCUCUUCUCUCCGAGCAGGAUUCGACCUGCUCUCUUCUGGCUCAGCGUACAAUUGCUCAUUCUUUGGCUCGCACUUCUAGUCAUGCGUCACGGAGCAGACCAUCUGCAUCGUACCGUGUACUAUGACCCUCUGUAUGCACAUCUCUACGAAGUCGACACGAGAGGUCACUUGCGGUAUGGGACGACCUCGCGCUCCAGCUGGAUGUGGGAAUUGCUCAAGAGCAGAGGUACUCGGUGGCUCGUUGCGAGCACCUCACACCCCCACCACGCCUCCUCAAUGUCAACACCAGACUCAAAGACUAGCUUGGCGCAAGACUGGCACAGCUGGCCAGCCCUCUUUGCCUCGCUACAACACUUUCCCCACUGGCUAGCCUUGAAUCUCCUGACGGUAGAGGCAGCAGGCGCGACCGGUGCUCCAUCUUCUUCCUAUACCCACGUUUCACACUUUGUACCCGUCUGAAGUGUAAGUGUAAUUGUAUUCAUCGUUUGCCCCGUGAGUCAUCACCUCGCGUGAGUGUCGAGCUUAGGUAGGAGGUGUGCAUGCAAUGACUCAUACUGCAAGCUGGGGGGAUGAAUUGGAUGGAGAGUGCUUACAUUGACAGUACUCGAGGUAGGAAUGCAAACGCUUUCAUAAAAUAGGGCUUAUGCAGAGCGAAAUAGGGUACACGAAUGAGGGAAUAGCAAGAGCAAGGGGAGGCAGGGUAGGCAGUUCCUAAAAGAGAGAAAAGAAAUGGUGGGCAGCUCCAUCAAAGACGCAGCAAAAAGAAGAGGAUUGGGCGACCAAGUUCGAAGAAGCAGCGUACACACACGGCAAUUUUCCCAA
Molecule: messenger RNA, 4193 nt
Organism: Microstroma glucosiphilum
Lineage: Eukaryota; Fungi; Basidiomycota; Exobasidiomycetes; Microstromatales; Microstromataceae
Exons: 1
Coding region: 126-3830 (1234 amino acids)
Source: RefSeq, a predicted model, not a curated record